UAAUGAUCAGACUCACGUUACAAAUGCUGGUUAACAAUCCAAUACAUUUAGUUUAAAUUGUUUCACAAAAGUAGUGCGCUAGUCUUUUACUAGUCCUGUAUUAGCAGACCAAUAUAGACUUCAUCAGCACAGGCAAAUGGCUGCUGCAAGAAAACGUACGCUAACUGGAUUUGAAGAUGUGAUAGACGGGAAAACAAAGAUUUUCAAAGACAGCGGCGAGAAGAUACACAUUGCAGCUCUGAUCCUAGCUAGGGGAGGCAGUAAGGGGAUCCCCCUGAAGAAUAUAAAAGUUCUGGCCGGUGUCCCGCUCAUCGGAUGGGUUCUGAGAGCUGCCGUGGAUUCCAAACAGUUUGACAGUGUGUGGGUAUCAACUGAUCAUGAUGACAUUGAGAAGGUGGCCAAGGCAUGGGGAGCUCAGGUUCACCGCAGGAGCCCAGAGGUGUCCAAAGACUCUUCCAGCUCUCUCGACACUAUCCAGGAAUUUGCCCGAUUAAACCCAGAGGUGAAUGUGAUCUGUCACAUCCAGGCUACGUCUCCCUGCUUGCACCCCUUCCACCUGAAGGAGGCCCUGGAGUUGAUCACCAAUCAGGGCUUCACGUCUGUCUUCGCCGUGGCCCGACAACACCACUUCCGCUGGCAGGAGGUCAAGAAAGGAGGUAGUGUUGCCACCAAGCCACUGAACCUUGACCCGUCUAACAGGCCCCGGAGACAGGACUGGGAUGGAGAGCUGUGUGAGAAUGGAUCUUUCUACAUUCAUACCAGAGCGACAAUAGAGGAAGGCCUGCAGGGGGGAAAGUGGGCUUACUAUGAGAUGCUGCCAGAGUACAGUGUGGAUAUUGAUGUGGAUAUCGAUUGGCCCGUGGCAGAACAGAGAGUACUGAGGUUUGGUUACUUUGGCCUGGACAAGCCUGAGGUGGUGCGUCUGCUGCUGUGUAACAUCUCAGGCUGUCUGACUGACGGCCGCGUCCUCAUCUCUGUCUCUGGAGAGGAGAUGAUCUCUGUCAACACCAGAGAUACCAUGGGUAUCCGCAUGCUGCAGAGAGAGGGGGUGGAGGUGAUCCUGAUCUCGUCCAGUGAGGACCUGACCAAGGCCUUGGCUGACAAGCUGUCCCAGAGGACGGGCUGCGAGGUCAGACAGCUGGGCAAGGACAUCCAGGGUGAGGCCAAAGCCAUGAUGGACGACAGGGAUCUGGACUGGAAGGAAGUCGCCUAUAUGGGUAACGAUGCACCAGAUGUUGACUGUCUGAACCUGGCUGGGCUGAGUGCAGUACCCAGGGAUGCCCCAGUGGUAGCAAUCAAUGCUGCUAAAUACUCCUGCCACAAUGUUGCAGGCCUCGGGGCUGUGAGGGAGUUUUCUGAACACAUCCUGCUGCUCAAGAAGAAGGCCAAGUCUCAGAUGGAACAGGACCGCAUCCACAGAAAUACAUUCUAAACUCUAGAAUGUGUUCUAAAGUCAGAGAGACACAUUCUAAACUCUAGAAUCUGUUCUAAAGUCACAGACAUGCAUUCUAAACUCUAGAAUGUGCUCUAACUCUAAUCUGGCUCAGAUAUGUUCUAAACAAAGAGUUGCAUUCUUGAAGCCUAAGUGCCAGUCUGUUUUUGCUCACUUGCCAGCUCCUUGUCACUCCAAACAUAUUUGGCAUUACAAUUCCAAAAAGAGUUAACUAGAGAGCAGAAACAGACUGGCACUCAGGCUAUUUUAUUCUAGACUAUCAGACAAACCUAAACUCAUGCCUGUGCUAAAGAUUAGGCUAAAUGACCUUGAAGCUUAUUGACAAUUCUCAAUACUUUCUCUGGAGUAUUUACUCACUUUCAGGCACUUAGCUCAGGCUGAGGUGUUUUUUACAGGUUGUCAGAUCGAGGUAGUUUUGGUUUUACAACUCCAAACCAUAUAAACUUGAAUGCUUAUUGGAUUUAAUCAUAUUUGUGUAGGAGGAUGUGGCGAAAGUGAAUAACACCUUAUAAACUCAGCAAAAAAAAAAGGAACGUCCUCUAACUGUCAACUGCGUUUAUUUUCAGCAAACUUAACAUGUGUAAAUAUUUGUAUGAACAUAACAAGAUUCAACAACGGAGACAAACUGAACAUGUUCCACAGACAUGUGACUAACAGAAAUUGAAUAAUGUGUCCCUGUACAAACACUCAGUAUCAGGGGUGGCCACCAGCUGCAUUAAGUACUGCAGUGCAUCUCCUCCUCAUGGACUGCACCAGAUUUGCCAGUUCUUGUUGUGAGAUGUUACCCCACUCUUCCACCAAAGCACCUGCAAGUUCCUGGACAUUUCUGGGGGUAAUGGCCCUAGCCCUCACCCUCCGAUCCAACAGGUCCCAGAUGUGCUCAAUGGGAUUGGGAUCAGGGCUCUUCGCUGGCCAUGGCAGAACAAUGACAUUCCUGUCUUGCAGGAAAUCAUGCACAGAAGAGCAGUAUGGCUGGUGGCAUUGUCAUGCUGGAGGGUCAUGUCAGGAUGAGCCUGCAGUAAGGGUACCACAUGAGGGAGGAGGAUGUCUUCCUUGUAACGCACAGCAUUGAGAUUGCCUGCAAUGACAACAAGCUCAGUCCGAUGAUGCUGUGACACACCGCCCCAGACCAUGACGGACCCUCCACCUCGAUCCCGCUCCAGAGUACAGGCCUCGGUGUAACGCUCAUUCCUUUGACGAUAAACGCGAAUCCAACCAUCACCCCUGGUGAGACAAAACCGCGACUCUUCAGUGAAGAGCACUUUUUGCCAGUCCUGUCUGGUCCAACGACGGUGGGUUUGUGUCCAUAGGCGAUGUUGUUGCCGGUGAUGUCUGGUGAGGACCUGCCAUACAACAGGUCUACAAGCCCUCAAUCCAGCCUCUCUCAGCCUAUUGCAGACAGUCUGAGCACUGAUGGAGGGAUUGUGGGUUCCUGGUGUAACUCAGGCAGUUGUUGUUGCCAUCCUGUAACUGUCCCGCAGGUGUGAUGUUCGGAUGUACCGAUCCUGUGCAGGUGUUGUUACACAUGGUCAGCCACUGCGAGUACGAUCAGCUGUCUAUCCUGUAGCGCUGUCUUAGGCGUCUCACAGUACAGACAUUGCAAUUUAUUGCCCUGGCCACAUCUGCAGUCCUCGUGCCUCCUUGCAGCAUGCCUAAGGCACCCUUCACAAUGAAGAUAUGUGAAGUCAUUUGGAUUGUUACGAAUUAUCUUUGAAAG
Messenger RNA from Salvelinus fontinalis (brook trout), 3170 nucleotides. Its product is annotated as N-acylneuraminate cytidylyltransferase-like. Gene Ontology annotation, molecular function: N-acylneuraminate cytidylyltransferase activity. NCBI's taxonomy places the organism in Eukaryota, Metazoa, Chordata, Actinopteri, Salmoniformes, Salmonidae. Bases 137 to 1432 code for a protein of 431 amino acids. The record is from RefSeq and is a predicted model, not a curated record. The transcript has 8 exons.